AUGUCUGUGACUAUUGAUUCUUUGACCCCUCUGUCAAUUAUAAAUACCGCCGAGGUUUUGAAGACUGUCCCUACCCUUGAUGGUUCCCAGCAGCAGGGGAACCAAGACCCUAUGGCUUUCGAAAAUUUGCAGCCUUAUGUUCACCCACCCGAGUCAGCUGAAGACUUGCAAUGGUCUGACCUCGUGACUCUUGACCUUUCUGAACUAGCAAGAACAGGAGGCAAACAGUCGUUGGCUGCCCAGCUGUCACACGCAGUACAUCGUGUUGGGUUCUUCUAUGUUAAAAAUUUUGGACUCACGCAAAACCAAAUCGACCGGCAGUUAACCAUAGCCAAGGCUCUUUUCGAUCUUCCUUUCGAAGAGAAACAUAAAUAUUCAGUGGACUACAGCAAAGGGGAUUACAAUGGAUAUCGCUGGGGAGGCUACCGUGCCGAUGGCAGCGUGGCUGAGAAUAACCAUGGCGACAACAUUGAGGCCUACAACAUUCCUAAAUUCACCCCUGACUUUGCUGGGAAAUAUGCUCACCCUCCACUAAUUGAGAGGCAUAUUGCUGAAAUCGAGAGCUUCUCUAAGCAUCUACACGAGCACAUUGUCCUCCCUCUGAUGGUUCUUUUCGGCGUUCUGCUUGAGUUCUCGGAUGAUGAAUUGCUAGCGAGACUACACAGCUACGAAAAGCUAUCCGACGAUCAUUAUCGCUACAUGAAAUAUUGCCGACGCACGCCAAAAGAGCACGAAGAAACUCAAGGCCCUCAAGUAAAGGGCCAUACGGACCUUGGGAGCCUCACACUGCUGUUCCGACAACCUGUCGCAGGGCUUCAAAUUUUAGGGGACGAUAACCAGUGGCGAUAUGUUCGGCCUCUCCCUGACACAGUCACGGUUAAUGUGGCGGAUAUUCUCUCAUUGCUGACUGGAGGGUACUUCAAGUCCUCCGUUCACCGAGUUAUCGCGCCCCCGCAGGAUCAGUGGGGUUAUGAUCGUAUGGGCUUGUUGUAUUUCGCCAGACCUCAUAACGACACAAUUUUGAGGUCCUUGGUUUCCCAAUCUCCCGUUCUCCAAAGAAAUCAAGCUAUAUUGGAAGAAGGAUUUACACGGCCUAUUACUAUGGGCGAGUUUACCUUGGCCAAGCAGCAGAUGCUGCUAAACCCCCACGUGUACGACAAGAAACGAGAUGAACAAGGAACUGUCGAAUUGAUUGCGGGUUUCAAAGACCAAAAUUUCAAGUGA
Messenger RNA from Penicillium verhagenii, 1224 nucleotides. Its product is annotated as UPF0676 protein. The transcript has a single exon. NCBI's taxonomy places the organism in Eukaryota, Fungi, Ascomycota, Eurotiomycetes, Eurotiales, Aspergillaceae. Gene Ontology annotation, molecular function: dioxygenase activity. The coding region runs from base 1 to 1224 and encodes 407 amino acids. The record is from RefSeq and is a predicted model, not a curated record.